This is a messenger RNA of Cebus imitator (Panamanian white-faced capuchin), 1960 nucleotides long. RefSeq names its product hyaluronan and proteoglycan link protein 3 (gene HAPLN3). Gene Ontology annotation, molecular function: hyaluronic acid binding. The transcript has 5 exons. Gene Ontology annotation, biological process: cell adhesion. The record is from RefSeq and is a predicted model, not a curated record. NCBI's taxonomy places the organism in Eukaryota, Metazoa, Chordata, Mammalia, Primates, Cebidae. The coding region runs from base 206 to 1303 and encodes 365 amino acids.
UCGUGUUCCUUUAAGGGGUUGGUCCAGCGGGAGCGCUGGGGCUUGUCUGCUGCCGCUUCCUUUCUGGCCUUUUAAGCUUCCCAAAUCCGACUGCCGCCUUGGACCGGGGCAGCUCGCGCCCCUGAGCGCCCUAGCUGUCGAGGAGCCGCCUGGGGACGUUUGCCCAGGGGCCCCAACCUGGCCCAGAUCACCCUGGCAUGAGGAGAUGGGCCUGCUGCUCCUGGUCCUGCCGCUCCUGGUCCUGCCGCCCCUGCUGCCUGGUGCCUACGGACUGCCUUUCUACAAUGGCUUCUACUAUGCCAACAGCGCCGAUGACCAGAACGCAGGCAAUGGCCACGGCAAAGACCUCCUCAACGGAGUGAAGCUGGUGGUGGAGACACCCGAGGAGACCCUGUUCACCUACCAAGGGGCCAGCGUGAUCCUGCCCUGCCGCUACCGCUAUGAGCCAGCCCUGGUCUCCCCGAGGCGCGUGCGCAUCAAAUGGUGGAAGCUGUCGGAGAACGGGGCCCCAGAGAAGGACGUGCUGGUGGCCAUUGGGCUGAGGCACCGCACCUUUGGGGAUUACCAAGGCCGCGUGCACCUGCGGCAGGACAAAGAACAUGAUGUGUCCCUGGAGAUCCAGGAUCUGCGGCUGGAGGACUAUGGGCGUUACCGCUGUGAGGUCAUUGAUGGGCUGGAGGAUGAGAGCGGUCUGGUGGAGCUGGAGCUUCGGGGUGUGGUCUUUCCCUACCAGUCUCCCCAGGGGCGCUACCAGCUCAACUUCCACGAGGGCCAGCAGGUGUGUGCAGAGCAGGGUGCGGUGGUGGCCUCCUUUGAGCAGCUCUUCCGGGCCUGGGAGGAGGGCCUGGACUGGUGCAACGCGGGCUGGCUGCAGGACGCCACGGUGCAGUACCCCAUCAUGCUGCCCCGCCAGCCCUGCGGCGGCCCCGGCCUGGCCCCUGGCGUGCGAAGCUACGGCCCCCGCCACCGCCGCCUGCACCGCUAUGAUGUGUUCUGCUUCGCCACUGCCCUCAAGGGGCAGGUGUACUACCUGGAGCACCCUGAGAAGCUGACGCUGACAGGGGCGAGAGAGGCCUGCCAGGAAGACGGUGCCACGAUCGCCAAGGUGGGCCAGCUCUUUGCUGCCUGGAGGUUCCAGGGCCUGGACCGCUGUGAUGCUGGCUGGCUGGCAGAUGGCAGUGCCCGCUACCCUGUGAUUCACCCGCAUCCCAACUGCUGGCCCCCCGAGCCUGGGGUCCGAAGCUUUGGCUUCCCCGACCCACAGAGCCGCCUGUAUGGGGUUUACUGCUACCGCCAGCGCUAGGAGCUUGGCCCUCCGCCACAGCUUCCCCACACCGGCUGUGUGUUUAUUGAGUGGCUCAUUUUCCCUGGUGGGUUGGGGCUGUUUUCACUGUUUUUAUACUUCUCAAUGUAAUUUUCUGAACAUUUUUUUACUAUUUUUUGUAAAGCACUCAGAACCCAGUACCUCCCUUUGCUCCUGGAUGCCCCACUCAGGAAUCCUCCUGCCGGCUCCUCUGGGCCAUUGGCGGUUUCUUGGGCUUCUGGAGGGUUCUGCACCAUCCAGGCUGGUCUCCUUCAUUAAGGGGGUUGGUGCCCAGAGCGGGUGGUGGCCUGCCCAGAAUGCUGCCCAGAGUCAGGGCAUGGCGGCCACAGCUCUCCCUGCCCCUCAACCUGGAGAAGAAGAGGGCCUUGGGGGCCUCUGCAACUGGGCUUUGGGCCUCUCCUGCCCGCUUCGACCUCUCUGUGAAGCUGGUAACCCCAGUCUGCCCACUGAGGGGCUAGGGCUGGAAGCCAGCUCUAGGCGUCUGGGUGAAAUCCGAGGGAAGGGAGAACUCCCCCUCCCCACCCCACUCAGUUCCAAAGAGUCUGUAUUGUUAUUAGUUUCUCAUUUUUCCCUGUGUGGGGAGGGGCCCUCAGGUGUGUGUACUUUCUUGGGACAAUAAAUGGUGCUACGACAGCC